Messenger RNA from Aureobasidium melanogenum CBS 110374, 2847 nucleotides. RefSeq lists its product as uncharacterized. Gene Ontology annotation, cellular component: nucleus; cytoplasm. Lineage: Eukaryota; Fungi; Ascomycota; Dothideomycetes; Dothideales; Saccotheciaceae. Gene Ontology annotation, biological process: circadian rhythm; regulation of DNA-templated transcription. The transcript has 2 exons. Bases 1 to 2847 code for a protein of 948 amino acids. The record is from RefSeq and is a predicted model, not a curated record.
AUGGCUUCUGAAGCCUACCUGCGCCCCCCUCACCCUAGGAGGCCACCUGCUCAGCGCUCCGUCUCUCUCAGACACACUUCAGGCCCCUCGCCGGACUCGAAGAACAGCAAGAGCACUCAGACCGAAGCCUCCAGCGGCUCGCCUUCGAGUAACAAGCCUAACGUGAGCAAGGCCGACUCUGGUGAGAGCAGUAACGCCGACAAGUGGUUCGAUGGCGCCAACAACAACGCCGAUGGCAACAACAGCACCGUCAUCGACAAUGAUCCUCCAUUCUUCCUCCAACACUCGUCUUCGGAAGAGACUCCGAACUAUGGAGGACCGGGCGCAAUGCUCGAUUCACACAUCCCCAUGCAUGCUCUGAUGCAAAAGAAUGAUACCGAGGAUAGCGGUAGCUCGGACUUCCGCGCCGUCAUCGAUGACCUUACUGUCCAGAACAAAAAGCUCAAGAGACGUCUGAAGAAGUACGAGAAGUUGCACGACGCACAUUUGAAGGAUGAGAAACUGUUCGAGGUCCGCGUCCACGGUCUGUCGUCGGCUAAGAGGCGCGAACUGGAAGACAUCCUGCGCAACUUUGCUGUCAACGUCGCUGGUCAGGCAAACGCUGGUCCUACUUCGCAGAGCAGCAACCUCUACGACCGCGGUGUUCCUACUCUCAAGACCCAUAAGACGGCCUCAUCGUCGUCCAACUUCGCCGACUCUGCCUAUGCUUCCAAUUCAGCUUCUGCCUCCGCCUCUGGCACUUCUAACUCUAACAGCGGCCAGCAAAGUAGACACCCAUAUCGUCGUUCGAGCAAGACUCGUACCAACAACAUCCAGACAUAUCUCCACGAUAUCCCCGAAGGUUUAUUGCCGCAACAUCCUGCAGUCAUGACUGAGUACUCAAAGAAGAAGCUCGUUGUCCGUCGUCUCGAGCAAAUCUUUGCUGGAACUGGUGCUGGCAUGGGCGACCACCAUCACCCUAUGCAGCAACAAGAGGUUUCGCAGAUGGCCGCGAGGGCUGAUAGAAGUGCUCUGGAAGCUACCGGUCAAACUGCCAAGACUGAGGGCACUAGAGAAGCUCCUAUCAUGAAGGAUGAUGAAGACCGAAGCGCCGAAGAAGCCAGCGGACCCGAGGUUACCCAAGGAGCCGAUGGCAAUUCAAAUGUUGUCGAAAAAGAUUUUGCAGGUCUCUCGCCUCAGCAGCGACCUACGAGACCUCUGGACCUCGAUCCUCAUCGCGCUCAGAACCCUCGUGAUAACUUCCAAUAUAUCCGUCAUCUUGGUUUCUCACCACCCGAGCCUAGCACUAUGCAGGCUCAUGAAGAAGGCCAUGGCUGGAUCUAUUUGAAUUUCCUUUUCAACAUGGCUCAGCUUCAUACCCUGAACGUCACUCCCGAAUUCGCCAAGAAGGCUUUGCUUGACUUCAGCACAAAGUUCGAGCUUUCUGAAGACGGUCGCAAGGUUCGCUGGAAGGGCGGCAAAACCAUCACAAGAUCGGCUAGCGAUACUGAUGGAAGCUCGCCGUCAACUUAUGGAAACUCUCCUAACGGCACAAGUCCUCAGAAGCGCUCGAAAUCUUCUCACCACAAAGCUGGCGCAAAAUCUGCAAAACGUAGAUUGUUGCAGCAGCAAGACAGCAAGUUCACUUACACUCCUCUCUUUUUCCACCGCAGUAGCGAAGAUGAUAGCGAUCUUUCGUCCGAAGAAGAUGAAACUGAGUCUCAGUUUUUGGCUCCUCCAGGCGGCGACUCCUCCGCCAUGACUAGCUCUGGUAUUCGCACUGUUUCGUUGAGACAGAAGAAGAAGACUGACAAUGGUCCCAUCAUUUUCUACAACAAUGCCAAAUUCUGCACUGACCUUAGUGGCGAGCCGAAGACAGAAGCCGCCAUGAUGUACAACCCUAUUUUGUACCACACGACGACCGAGCACGCACUCGGUGUCCCAAGGCCCUCUGAAGCAAGUCAACAAGACAUCAUGGAAUCUCGCGGUCCUCUUGACGAGGCCCAGGAUCUUCCCGAGGCCAUGAGUUUGGACGACAACCCGAUCCCCGAAGCUCUCGAGCUCAACUUCCCCAGUACCUCUCCCCUCUCUGACGCGAGUGGAGCAUCUGGACCGGCAAGAGACCAGAUCGAGUUAGAGGUCUCAGGAAUUGGUGGCAUUUAUCCCUCUGACAACUUCUCCGUCAACGUCAAGAUGGAGCGCAAGCGCAACCCUACCUCUGCGGCUCCACCUGUACAGCCAAAGUCGUACUCUCCUAAGAUUGCCGGACUUCUCAAGGAGAACAAGCAGCAACCAGCAGUUUUCACGGAAGAAGUCGUAGGCACUUUCCACCAGGAGUUGCCUCCUUCCGAGCUUCCACCUGCCUCCUGCUUCAUGGACAUCGAUGAGUAUGAUGACGAUGAGUCCGAGUUCGAAGAUUACCAUUCAAUGAUUCCUGAUGUUGAUCGUGUUCAUGACGUUCCAGCCACCGCACCACAAACCAUCGACAUGGCAUACAUGAGCAGCGAUGAGAGUGAUGAUGAGGACGACGAAGAAGGAGACAAAGACGACGAUGCCGCAUCCGAUGGCUCUCUCGAUCUGCUUGCGACUGCUCGCGAGCUCGACCCCCAGUCGAUUCAGGCACGCGAGCGUGAGUAUGACGCUCACAUGGCCGAGAGACUUGCAGAAGAGAUUCCUGCUGGUAGCUCUGCCGCUACUGCAGGAGGUGGCAGUGGGUUUGCUAGCCCAGCUGCCGGCAUUAGCAGAAAAGACUACGAGGACGCACGCGCGGAGCAUGCUAUGCGCCACGCAUCCACCAUCACAUCCGUGGCGUCGUUCAACAGAACAGACACCAAUGGUUCAAUGGUCGUCAAUGGCAAGUCGCCUUGA